This is a messenger RNA of Danaus plexippus (monarch butterfly), 1177 nucleotides long. RefSeq lists its product as uncharacterized. The transcript has 6 exons. The record is from RefSeq and is a predicted model, not a curated record. Bases 189 to 974 code for a protein of 261 amino acids. Lineage: Eukaryota; Metazoa; Arthropoda; Insecta; Lepidoptera; Nymphalidae.
CAAGUAGGUACAGCGCAGAUUACAAAUAGUACUUUUCGUUUUGUUUUUUAAUUUUUGUAUAAAUAAGAUACCAUUAUGCACUAUAAAACCUUUUUCUAUAAUUAUUCUUUUUAACUACAUCUUAUAAGAACUUAAUAAAGACUAGCUGUGCCCACGACUUUGUUCGCGUAGAACAGAACUGCUAUAAAAUGAUGAUCAUAAUAACUCUAGCAGCUUUGGUAAUAAACGCAGUAGUGGCUGAGGAAGAAAAGUACGACUUGCCAUUAUUAGAUAUGAAAGAAAUAGCCGGAAAUCCUAAUCAGCUAAAAAGCUUCUUGGACUGUUUACUCGAUAGAGCUCCUUGCAAGGAUGUUUACCAGGGUUAUAGAGAUUUAGCACCGGAAUCAAUCAGAGAAGCUUGCAGAAAAUGUACCACAGAAUUAAAAAUAUUCGCGUAUAUUUUCUUUUAUACGCUCAAGACCUUUUUACCUGAAGAAUAUCAAAACUUCCGAAACAAAUAUGACCCUGAUAAUAUUUAUAUCGACAGACUAGAAAAGGAAGUUAGCAAAUAUAGAUUGGCAGCAAUUGCUAAUUUGGAUAAAUUCAAUAUGGUGAUUACUCUAAUCCUUACCGCUUUAAUGAUUAAUCAAGCAAUUGCCGAAUCAUUUUAUUAUGACUUAGUACCCAUAGAUAUGAAAGAGCUAGCCAAAAAUCCAGCAGAGCUAUUAAAUUUUAUGGAUUGCUUGCUUGACAGAGGUCCGUGCAAUGAUAUCUACAAGGGUUACAGAGAGGACACUCCAGAAUCAGUCAGGCAAGCUUGCAGAAGGUGUACUACAGAGCAAAAGAUAUUCGUCUACCUUUUUCUUCUUACACUGAAGACUAUUUUACCCGAGGAAUAUAAAAACUUCAGAAACAAAUAUGAUCCUGACAACAUAUAUUUCGACAAACUUGAAGAGGAAGUGGGCAAAUUUAGAUUUGCGGCAUUCGCUAGCUAAAUUCGCCAGUAACUAAAUAAAGAUACUGUUGGGAAUAAAAUGUCUAAUUCUACUUGUUUCAUGAUCGCUUGUUAAAUAAAAAUAUAUAUCAAAAUACCGAGUAACACCUAAUAAAGUUUAGUUUUUAGAAACCUAGAGAUACUUCUUUUCUAUAAAUUAUGGUGGCAGUACUUACGAUUAUAUUAGUAACUAUCUUGAUGUAA